Molecule: messenger RNA, 1792 nt
Organism: Rhinolophus ferrumequinum (greater horseshoe bat)
Lineage: Eukaryota; Metazoa; Chordata; Mammalia; Chiroptera; Rhinolophidae
Gene: SGK2
Product: serum/glucocorticoid regulated kinase 2
Exons: 14
Coding region: 463-1575 (370 amino acids)
Biological process (GO): protein phosphorylation
Molecular function (GO): protein serine/threonine kinase activity; ATP binding
Source: RefSeq, a predicted model, not a curated record
GCAGCCAGCUCCCAGCUGGCAGAACUGGGAAGUUGAACUUGAGCUGGUUUGGGAGCUUGAGCGAGUGGGUGACAGGUCGCUCCUGACUGAAAAGGUUGUUCCGGCAAUUCAGGAUUGGGGGGACCAUGCAGAGAGACAGGAAGGCAGAGCUGUGCUAGGGGCUGCUCCCCAGGACCUGAACUGGGACCCAGAAUUUUCAGGGGGAGGCGAUGUCCCCGAGAACAGAGGUCUCUGGUCCCAUCUUAAGCUCUGCUGGGUCCUGCAUGACAUCAACAGCCACCUCGCUGCUGCCCAGAGUUGCGAGCUGGGGCCAGGCCGGCGCCAGGCACAGACACUUUGGCCCUUGUUGGGAGAACAGAGAGAGGCUCUCUUCUCCACUGCCCGUCCUCUGACUCCAAUCGCUAGUUCUCUCAGAGGCCUUUCCUCAGGCUGCCGCAGUAUCCACCUGAGCACUGUUACAGAAUGGCGGACCAUAGCACUAGCGUGGCUGGGACCCCUCGUCCACAGCUCUCAAGAGCCAAUGGGAACAUCAACCUGGGGCCUUCGGCCAACCCAAAUGCCCGGCCCACCGACUUCGACUUCCUCAAAGUCAUUGGCAAAGGGAACUAUGGGAAGGUCCUACUAGCCAAGCGCAAGUCCGACGGGAAGUUCUAUGCAGUGAAGGUGCUGCAGAAAAAAUCCAUCUUAAAGAAUAAAGAGCAGAACCACAUCAUGGCGGAGCGCAAUGUGCUUCUGAAAAACGUGCAGCACCCCUUCCUCGUGGGCCUGCGUUACUCCUUCCAGACGCCCGAGAAGCUCUACUUUGUGCUCGACUAUGUCAAUGGGGGAGAGCUCUUCUUCCACCUGCAGCGGGAGCGCAGAUUCCUGGAGCCCCGGGCUCGGUUCUAUGCCGCCGAGGUGGCCAGUGCCAUUGGCUACCUGCACUCCCUCAACAUCAUCUACAGGGACCUGAAACCAGAGAACAUACUCUUGGACUACCAGGGACACGUGGUACUGACGGAUUUUGGCCUUUGCAAGGAAGGUGUAGAGCCAGAAGAGACCACGUCCACAUUCUGUGGCACCCCCGAGUACUUGGCUCCGGAAGUGCUUCGUAAAGAGCCUUACGAUCGGGCGGUGGACUGGUGGUGCUUGGGGGCUGUUCUCUACGAGAUGCUGCACGGCCUGCCACCCUUCUACAGCAAAGACAUAUCCCAGAUGUAUGAGAACAUUCUGCACCAGCCGCUCCAGAUCCCCGGGGGCCGGACGGUGGCUGCCUGUGACCUCCUGCAAGCCCUUCUCCACAAGGACCAGAGGCAGCGGCUGGGCUCUAAAGCAGACUUUCUUGAGAUAAAGAACCACGUGUUCUUCAGCCCCAUAAACUGGGAUGACUUGUACCACAAGAGGCUGACUCCACCCUUCAACCCAAACGUGGCUGGACCUGAUGACUUGAAAAACUUUGACCCUGAGUUCACCCAGGAAGCCGUGUCAAAGUCCAUUGGCUGCACUCCUGACACUGUGGCCAGCAGCUCCGGGGCCUCAAGUGCAUUCCUGGGAUUUUCCUAUGUGCCAGAGGAUGAUGCCGUCAUGGAUUGCUAGAAGCGCCUGUGAAACCACUGGUAUCUAUAAGGAAUUACCUUCAGCUGCUAGGAACAGAGACUCGAAGUUAACAGUGGCUUUAAAAUGAUUCGUUUUUUUCCAGCACAAAAAGAACGGUGUGGGGCCGGCCUGGUGGCUCAGGCUGUUGGAGCUCCGUGCUCCUAACUCUGAAGGCUGCUGGUUUGAUUCCCACAUGGGCCAGUGGGCUCUCAACCAC